AUGGGGAUCUGGGUGCUGCAAGCUGGAGUUACCCAGGCACUGAGCAACAGAGCUCCAAAGGCAGAGCCUGGGGGACCCUUGCCAGCCCCACCACCCGCAACGGUGUGGUACGUGAUCGCCGUGGCCCAGCGCCGGCCCUCAGGAGCAGACUGGCCCAGGAGGCUCCGGGCAGCCACCCGCAAGUGCCGAGCCGCCUGCCCAUCCCUCUCUACCUUCUUCCUCCUCUUCGUCAUCUUCGUGGUGUCAGGCAUCUUCCACUGCCACCGCCGCCUGGCUCUGGUGCCAGGGCCCUGGGCCUACUCAGCCCGUGUGGUCCUGGUCCCCAAACAUCUUCCCCUGGAGGGGCUGUUCACCAUCAACUCCAUCGGCCGCCUGGGGAACCAGAUGGGCGAGUACGCCACGCUCUACGCCCUGGCCAAGAUGAACGGGCGCCCGGCCUUCAUCCCCGCGCCCAUGCACAGCGCGCUGGCCCCCAUCUUCAGGAUCCGCCUCCCGGUCCUGCACAGCGACACGGAGCGUGCGGUCCCCUGGCAGAACUACCACCUCAACGACUGGAUGGAGGAGCGGCACCGCCACAUCCCCGGCCGCUACGUGCGCUUCACGGGGUACCCCAGCUCCUGGACUUUCUACCACCACCUGCGCCCCGAGAUCCUGCAGGAGUUCAGCCUGCACGACCACGUGCGCGAGGAGGCCCAGGCCUUCCUGCGGGGCCUGCGCGUGAACGGGAGCCCGCCCGGCACCUUUGUGGGGGUGCACGUGCGCCGGGGAGACUAUGUCCGUGUCAUGCCCAAAGUGUGGAAGGGGGUGGUGGCCGACCGGGGCUACCUGCAGCAGGCCCUGGACUGGUUCCGGGCCCGCUACGGGUCCCUGGUGUUCGUGGUCACCAGCGAUGACAUGGCCUGGUGCAGGGAGAACGUGGAGGCCACCGGUGGGGAUCUGGUGUUUGCCGGCAAUGGCCUGCAGGGCUCGCCGGGCAAGGACUUCGCCCUGCUCACGCAGUGCAACCACACCAUCAUCACGGUGGGCACCUUCGGCUUCUGGGCCGCCUACCUGACAGGGGGGGACACGGUCUACCUGGCCAACUUCACCCUGCCCAGCUCCCCCUUCCACGUCAUCUUCAAGCCACAAGCGGCCUUCCUGCCUGAGUGGGUGGGCAUCGCCGCUGACCUCAGGCAGGCCCCCCGCAAUGACCCGUAG
Messenger RNA from Perognathus longimembris pacificus (Pacific pocket mouse), 1197 nucleotides. Its product is annotated as galactoside alpha-(1,2)-fucosyltransferase 2-like. The transcript is spliced from 3 exons. NCBI's taxonomy places the organism in Eukaryota, Metazoa, Chordata, Mammalia, Rodentia, Heteromyidae. Gene Ontology annotation, molecular function: galactoside 2-alpha-L-fucosyltransferase activity. Gene Ontology annotation, biological process: carbohydrate metabolic process. Gene Ontology annotation, cellular component: membrane. The record is from RefSeq and is a predicted model, not a curated record. The coding region runs from base 1 to 1197 and encodes 398 amino acids.